Molecule: messenger RNA, 1434 nt
Organism: Melampsora larici-populina 98AG31
Lineage: Eukaryota; Fungi; Basidiomycota; Pucciniomycetes; Pucciniales; Melampsoraceae
Exons: 6
Coding region: 1-1434 (477 amino acids)
Source: RefSeq, a predicted model, not a curated record
AUGCCUUCAGCCAAGAAGCGCUCGAAACAAAGUUCAAGCUCAAAGCCAACAACUCGCCAAUCUGCUCGCAAGAAGCGCAACCAGUCUCCAGACCCCAGCACCGAUGGGGAACAAUCUGAUACCUCUCGAGAUGACAGCAAAGAAAAUUCUGAUGAAGACAACGACAAACAUCCAGACAAAGACGAAGAUUCAAACAUUAAUCUCAAAAACGCUGUACUUCCCACUCUAGCAAACUAUGCCACCGUAGGUGUGGAAUGGACUGAUACCUACUUAGACAAAGUACUGGCUAGACGAAAGAUUGGAUCAAACAACCGACCUUCACAAGACAUUCUCUUGGAAGCUCAAGCGCUACAGGACACCUUCGAACGAUCGCUCAAGAUGCUAAGUCUUGCCGGGCACGUCAGUUAUCCCACCUUGAGGGCAGCCCUGUUCCUCGGACUUAGUCAAUGUGCUACCACAGCGUACGAUACCUACCGAGCAUACAGCAAGAAGAACACCCAGGAAACAGCUAUGCCACCUCGCAAUACUCGUCCCGGUUUUGCACCACGUAACAAAGCUAUUGGGAAUGUGUGGACCAGCCUUGAUACCCAACAAAAAGCUAUCUUCCACCCCCCCUUCUUCAAACGAUUAGCUGAAGCUGUCUUACAGCCAGAUAGUGUUCAAAGCUCAAUACCAGCAACCGAAGAUUCUCUCAACCCCUCUGAUUUAACUUCCUACAUCCCAACCUUCCGCGAGCUAGUCAAUAUGUGUAAGGUUGAAUGUCAUUUCGAACGUGGAUCACUCGGCAUUCCACAGAGUGUACAAAGUGAAAAGAAAGGUCGUGACGAGGUGGGCAAAGUUGUCAAACAACUUCAUGCACUGCAUGCACAGUUUCAAAUCGAAUUUCAUCUUCUUGUGUCAUCGUUCACCCCAAAGACUAAACUUGCCAAGGCUCUAUGGAUGGAGGAGUACACGUCUUGUGAUCGAUGGGCACAGUUGGUCAAAUCUGAGCAUCAUUUACUUGAAAAUUUUGCCAAGGAGUCCACUCAAUGUCCGCGUGAUGUUUUCAAAAAGAAAGCCUCCACAAACGCCAAACCAGCCACUGCCACCGAGCAAACUCGAUUGCGACAGGAGCUCACCUCGCGUCUUAACCAGCUGGUUGGUAAGUGGUAUAUCCUUUUCUUCCAAGAAAAGGAAGUAACUUAUGACACCAAUUUAACCUCCAAGAAAAUCAACUACCUUACCCACCCCGACCAAAUGUUGACAUUCAUCCCAAAGGUCCUAAAUGUGAUUUGUUACUUGAAAAUAACUGAUGCAAUGCUUGAGAAGGGGCCUGCACCAGGAAACAUGAGUCUUGGAGAUGUUCGACUGUGGCUGAAGGAGAUCAAUGAACAACACUAUACAGUUGUACUGGCCAGCGUACCACCUGGAAGUGUGUCAAACUCAACUACUUAG